Messenger RNA from Quercus robur (English oak), 1323 nucleotides. RefSeq names its product short-chain dehydrogenase TIC 32, chloroplastic-like. The record is from RefSeq and is a predicted model, not a curated record. The transcript is spliced from 8 exons. The coding region runs from base 216 to 1163 and encodes 315 amino acids. NCBI's taxonomy places the organism in Eukaryota, Viridiplantae, Streptophyta, Magnoliopsida, Fagales, Fagaceae.
GAUUAUAUACCACGAUCCAAAAUUAGCAAAACCAUUUAAUAAUUUCCAUAAUAAUAAUACACUUACAACCUGAAAUCUGAAUGACGCCAGCCAUGACUAUAUCCUUUUUUUUUUUUUAGAAUCACAGCCAUGACUAUAUCAGUAGUGUAGAGUAGACAGAAAGAGAGGGAGUUUGUGAUUGUGAGUUUGUCUGUUUGUUUUUGGCAAAGCAAAAGAUGUGGAUUUUUAGCUGGAAAGGGCCAUCUGGGUUCUCAGCCUCUUCCACAGCUGAGGAAGUUACCCAAGGAAUUGAUGGAACUGGUCUUACUGCUAUUGUCACAGGAGCAUCAAGUGGUCUUGGUGUAGAGACAACACGUGUUCUUACGUUGCGUGGUGUCCAUGUUAUUAUGGCUGUAAGGAACACUGAUGCUGGUAAGAAUGUCAAAGAACAAAUACUGAAGGAAAUCCCCAAUGCUAAAAUUGAUGUCAUGGAUUUAGAUCUUAGCUCAAUGGGAUCCGUAAGGAAAUUUGCAUCAGACUAUAAUGCUUCAGGUCUUCCACUGAAUCUCCUCAUUAACAAUGCAGGGGUGAUGGCAACUCCGUUCAUGCUUUCCCAAGACAACAUAGAACUGCAGUUUGCAACUAACCAUUUAGGUCAUUUUCUUUUGACAAACCUUCUAUUGGAGACCAUGAAAAAAACGGCUCAUGAAAGCAACAAGGAGGGAAGGAUUGUUAAUUUAUCAUCAGAUGGUCACCGAUAUGCGUAUCAUGAAGGGAUUCGUUUUGAUAAGAUCAAUGAUGAAUCAGGAUACAACAGUAUCUAUGCUUAUGGACAAUCAAAGCUUUCCAACAUUUUGCAUGCUAAUGAGCUUGCGAGGCGCUUGAAGGAAGAAGGGGUAGAGAUAACUGCUAAUUCCCUUCAUCCAGGAGCAAUUGUUACAAAUCUUCUGCGUCACCACAGUUUCUUGAAUGUUCUUGCUAAUACACUUGGUAAAUAUGUGCUGAAAAAUGUUCCUCAGGGAGCAGCAACUCAAUGCUAUGUGGCAUUGCAUCCACAAGUUAAAGGAAUAAGUGGUGAAUAUUUCAUGGAUAGUAAUAAAGCAAAAGCAAGCUCUCACGCUCAAGAUGCAGAAUUGGCAAAGAAAUUAUGGGACUUCAGCUUGAGCAUGACCAAUCAAAACUAGUUGGGAUUUAAGGCGUUGUUAAGUUGUUGGCUUACUCUGUCCUUAUAUAAAAUUAAAGCACAAGACAUUGUAAAAAGCUGUGUUCAUUGACAUUUGAUGAGUAUUUGGAUGAACUAUUCAGAAUUCUAAUCCUAAUGUAGCAGUACUAUUUUGAUUUUCA